This is a messenger RNA of Oryctolagus cuniculus (rabbit), 7600 nucleotides long. The record is from RefSeq and is a predicted model, not a curated record. NCBI's taxonomy places the organism in Eukaryota, Metazoa, Chordata, Mammalia, Lagomorpha, Leporidae.
CUAAGAGGAGAAGGCAGAACUGGCACUCCUGGGCACCUGCACUCCGAGCCUGAUGCCUGUGGAUCCCUUCCUUUGGUAGCAGUUGUCCAGCAGCAGCCGCCCUCUUCUGCCUUAGCCUGACCUGGUGGCCACCACUCUCUGGGAACACGAGGCCUGUCACUUCCUCUGCUACAUUCCAUGGCCGCCCUCCCACUCAGGAUCCUUAUCUUCCUCUGGCAUUGCCAUGACCCAUGAUCCUUUCCUCCAGAUGCCUGCCAUAGAGGACCUUCCUGGCUAUGGGCAUCGCUAAUCCUCUCUGCCUCUGCUGUGUCACUGGUGUCUUUGUGACAACAUGAGCUCUGGCAUGAGGACAUUGGCGACAUGUUAGUGCCCUGGAGGAGCCAGGUCUGGAUCCUGGGUUAGUAGGUGAUGGAGGCAGUGUGGGUGGUAGGACCCUACAAAGGACUGGCCUGAAGCUUCCUUUGAAGACCUUGCGUUGGGCUCCCUUGGAGGGUUGGGCAAUGUGUGUGUGUGUAUGUGUUGCUGGCUUUGUCUACUGCACAUUGUAUACCUAGGCUUGAGUCCUUUUUCUUUGCCAUGUGUGCUAAUGUGACUCUGCCGCAGCCCCAGUUCGGGGCCCACACCCACCUUCCCAUGGAGUGGGAAGAGGAAUUGGUGUUAUCCCUGGCCCUUCCCAAAGAGUGAUCCCGAGAAGCGGAGUCCGGAGUUACCUUUAGGAAAACAGCCUCAGCUCACCCUGACCUAUGAUGGGUGCAUGGUGAUGGGAAUGGUGGGCUGUGUUACCCAGGGCCCCUUGGUAGGGCUGCUGUGAGCUUGUUGGAUGAUGCUGGGGGAAGCUGUGACCCAGCCAGCUCAGCCUCAUCUCAUGACCCUCAAGCCCUACAGCCUUUUUGACCCAAAAUCAAGGUUGACCUCGUUGCUCACUUGCAUACUUCUGUCUAGAAUUAUGAUUCCAGCUCAUACUCACACCUGUCUGCUGAAAUCCCAGCAUCCUGUCCAAAUCUCUUUUCCACGCUACCUGUUCCAAGAAGCCUCUCAGGAAUCCAAUGGUUUCUUAAAGGGGUUUCCCACGUCGACCUCCCUGAACACAUUGGACCACACUAGGGCCCCUGUGGUCGUCUGUCUUGUGUUGGUUAUGAGUCAUCCUUCUGGACCAAUCUGCAGCUCCAACAGGCAUGUAUUCCCCUUGUGGGAAGUCAAGAUCAAGGAGGCAAGCACCCCUCAGUGUGGAGGACCUGGGCUGCCCUACCAUGCAUCCCAAGGGGCUCUGCAGAUGGAAAGCCAGAGCACGGAGGUGGAUCGUCUCUGGUGCUGGCUCUCCUUACAUGCAGGUGUGAACCAGAUGCUCUCCCAUGAUCCUUCCUGGCCUGGAGGUCUGAACUGGGGACUCUCCACUCAAGCCUCACAUUGCCUUUGGACCUUAGAUGGUCAGCAACAACAGUAACAACAACAAAACACGGAUGUUGUAUCAUCUCAUGGCUGAACACACAGGUGGUGGGUACUCUGAAGUUUCUGGUCUGCACCCAUCUUCUGGACUCCACAUUGUAAGUAUUCAACUUUUGGAGCUAGCACUGUGGUAUAGCAGGUAAAGCGGCCGCUUGCAGUGCUGUUAUCUUAUACGGGAGCUGGUUCGAGUCCCGGCUGCUCCACUUCUGAUUCAGCUCUCUGCUUAAGGCCUAGGAAAGCAGUGGAAGAUGGUCCAAGCCCUUGGACUCCUGUACCCACGUGGGAGACCCAGAAGAAGCUCCUGGCUCCUGGCUUCCGAUAGCGCAGCUCCGGAUGUUGCUAACAUCUGGGGAGUGAACCAGCAGAUGGAAGACUUCUCUCUCUCUCUUUUACCUCUGCCUCUCUGUAACUCUGCCUUUCAAAUAGAUAAAAAUUAAAAAAAUCCAAUUAUUUACUUGAAAUAUCCACUUGGAUGUAUACAGGCGCCUACAAAUCACAUUGAAUCUGUUAAAAACUAAUCAAAAAUUAAAAUUUAAAAAUUUACAAAACCUACGUGGAUGUGUGGAAGAACAGAGUAUCAAACUCUAUGUGAGGGUAUUUUACAUAUAUUUUAUUAUAUAAAUAUUAUACAUAUUUUCCUAUGUAUACAUUUACUUAUAGUAAAGUUUUGUUGGUUAAGCACAGAAAGAGAUUGAAAAUAAUGGCUCACAAUAAAACAGAAAAAUUAUUGCAAUACACAUACAGUGUAAUAAAAAUAUUAUGAGUGUGUUAUCUUUCGUACUGCGCUGUGCUGGUCCUCUGGUGAUGGAUUGAGAUGAUGCGAUCCUUACUGGAUGACGGGAAGUGAGGUUCAUGAUAGGCAUCGUGAUGCAGCAUUGGGCAUCCACAUAGCGGUCAUUGGAACACAGGUACCACACGCAGUGUUACAGCAGUUGGUAACCAACCUGAGUGCUAACUGACUGACAGGUGGGUAGCAUAUAGGGCAUGGAUGCGCAGGACAAAGGGAGGAUUCGCAUCCCAGGCAGGAUGUGGCAUGAUGGUGGUGGGAUGUCAGCCCAGGAAGCAGGUAAGGGCAAGGAUGGGAGCAGGGGCCGUGUGUGUGUGAGAACCCAGCUGCUGCGUCUGCAGGGAGGGUCCUGUCUGAGCGGUGGUAGCCGUCCUGGCUCAGCUCAUCACUGCCAUCUGCUUUGCUUGCUCCAUGCGCAGGGCGGGUCUGGGCGGUCUGGAGCCUGGUGGGUGGCCUGCCUGCUGCACCCUGAGUGCUGCAGGGCCCCGCCCCUGGGGUGCCGAGAGCAAAUGAGCUCUGUGAGCUUAAACUUUUCCCCUGUUCUUGCCUCUUCCUUUUCCGAUGCUUCCUCUGCAGCUGAUCAGCCGGCAGGAGCUGCCAUGGGGCCCUGCUUAGCAGCCCCCCACCUCUGCUGGGCCUCGGGGCUGCUGGCCUUCCUCAGCCCCCUCCUCAGCAUCUGCAGCACCUUGGGCAAGGGCCCUGAAGCUCGUGGCUCCGGGGUUCUGGAUUCUGGACUCCACUUUCCUGUGAAGAGGACGCGAGGGGGCUCCGUGUCGUUCCAUGUGGUGCAGCAGCCAGGAUGGGCUCCUGGAGAGAAGCUGGAGGAGAUCUCGUGGGGCUUUGGCCCUGAGUCAGCGUACAGAGUCAUCCUGCUGGUCCACAGUGGGACAGCCUCUCCAACCUGGGUCAGCCUCGAGGACAAGUUCAAACCAAGGCUCCACAUGCCCAACAUGACGUCCCUUGUGAUUGAGAAUGUGACCUCACAGGACAGUGGGCAGUAUCGGGCUCAGAUCAGAUUCACUGGAGGACUUUUAUCUACCCAGGUUUUCCACCUCACUGUCUAUGAGCCAGUGCCUGCUCCUCAAAUCCUGGCUGAGUCACCGUCCAUCACAUCUGGCUGGUGCAACGUCACCCUGCAAUGCAGGGCCACAGGGGCCACAGAGCAGCUGAACGUGACCUGGGAGAGCACAGGCCCCCCCAGCGAGCUGAAGCAGGGAGGGGCACCAGGACCAGCCCCCAACUCCUGGACUCUGGCUGUGAGUCUACCUCGGAGUCAGCCCAAAGCCAGCCUCACCUGUGUGGUCAGCAACCAGGGGGACCAGAAGAGCGCCACCUUGGACCUGGGUGAUGUCUGUGUCCAAGAAACAGACUCGCAUGGACAGGCCAUUGCUUGCCUUGUGCAAGUAAUCCGGGGCACUCUUCUGGCUGUUCUGCUGAUCCUGGGAGCUGGAUUAUUCCUUUGGAGGACCCGUGGGAGGAAGAAGAAGGAGACUGGAAGAGGUGCCUCCCCAUAGGGUGCCUGCCUGACUGUACACGAGGCCAGUCCCCCAUUGCCUCUGCUGUGUCACCGGUGUGUGUCUUUUUGAGAGCACGAGACCCAGUGUGGGGAUACUGUGGAGGCAUUGACCGCGCUGGAGGAGCUGAGUUCUGGAUCCUGAGUUGGAAGAUGAUGGAAGCAAUGUGGGUGGUUGGGAACUGGCAAAGGAGUGGCCUGAAACUUCCUUUGCAGACCUUGCAUAGGGCUCCCUUGGGGGUGUUGGGCAGUGUGUGUGUGUGUGUGUGCGUGUGUGUGUGCGAUUGUGGUAGUGUCUACUGCACAUUGUGUACCUGGGCUGGAGCUCUUUUCCUUUGGCAUGUGUGCUAAUGUCACGCUGCCUCCGCCUCAGCUCGUGGCUUCCUGGGCAGUGGGAAGAGAAGUCUGUGCUGUCUCUGGCCCUUUCCAGAUGCGUGUCUCCCAGAGAACAACCCUGGGAAGCAGUCAGGAGUUUUCUUAGGAAAACAGCCUCAGCUCACCCUGAUCUCCAAUUCUGGCAGCUGGUGGUGAGAACAGGUGUGCAGUGUCACCGCACACCCUCUGGUGGGUGCUGCUGUGUCCUCUGGCGGGUAAUGCUAGGGGAAGGUGUGACCUGAUCAUCUUGGCCUCUCCACUUAGCUGCAGUGCCUGAGCCUGCUGGCCCCAAGCCCUAAUGCAGCCUUUUUGUUGCUCACUCUAACACUGCCCGGUUUGGCUCUGCGACUUCCAGUGACUUUGCUUGACCCAGAGGUCUGAACUGAGGAUUCUCCCCCUCGUGAUAUCCCUCCCCUCAGUGCCUGAGGACCUGAUGUAGCCCGUUUGCAUCCUGCUGUAUGGAUGCUCCUUUUCUGCAUGGGGGUCCUCACUUGCUUGGAUCCUCUUCCUCCUGCCUUUGGCCCUGGGGUUCGCAUCACAGUUAAGCUGACUGAUGAGCUAGGCUCCUGAGUCUUGAUUCUUCCAGUUCGGCUGAGCUUCCUCAGAUCUGACUCCAGAAAUCAAAUGUCUGAACAGGGUCCCUGCUAAGGGCUAUGAUCCAAUGCUUGUGACCUGCUGAUGGUGGAUGAGUGAGUGAGGGCAGAAUAGGGCUCUGUCUCCGACUUCUUGUUCUCAGACUAAGCAUAAAUCUGAUGAUGUGAAAGAUACCAUAUCCUCACUGACAGGUGACCAGUCAUAGCUGGGCAUCAACACCUAUCAGCCCAAUGUAAGCUGUGACCACCCAUUGACAGUUCCCACUACACCUAAAGCAGAAAAAAAUAAGGAAAAUAAAAAAUAAGGAAAAAAUUUUUAAAAAAGAGAAAAAACAGACUUUUCAAGCCUCUAUUAUACCAGGUUUUAUCUCAGGUACUUUGGAAAUGUUAUUUGUUCUAAUUCUUACAAGAACCUACUGGGAUAGAUGUGAUUAUGCCCAUUUUAAGGGACAGGUAACCAGUGUCCCAACCUAUCUGGGAGAGAAACAAAGUCUUAAAUUCAACACUGAAUGAAUACAAAGUUCACAUCUUACUCCUUCUUCACCUGGCCACUUAAGCUGCUGAAUCCUGGAGUGUCAGAUGGGAGUAUCCUGCAUUUUUAAAAAAAUUUAUUUGACAGAUAUAGUUAGACAGUGAGAGAGAGAGACAGAGGAAGGUUUUCCUUCUGUUGGUUCACCCCCCAAAUGGUUGCUAUGGCCGGCAGGCUGCGCCGAUCUGAAGCCAAGAGCCAUGUGCUUCUUCCCGGUCCCCUAUGAGGCAGGGGCCCAAGCACUUGGGCCAUCCUCCACUGCCCUCCUGGGGCACAGCAGAGAGUUGGAGUGGAAGAGGAGCAACUGGGACUAGAACCCGGCACCCCUAUAUGAUGUUGGCGCUGUAGGCGGAGGAUUAGCCAAGUGAGCCACGGCGCUGGCCCCUGUAUCCUGCAUUUGUUCCUCUCCCAAGUCAGCUUAACUGUGAUGCAAGCCCCAGGGCCAAAGGCAGGAGGCAGAGGAUCCAAGCAAGUGAAGACCCCCAUGCAGAAAAGGAGCAUCCACACAGUGUGAUGUGAACAGGCUCACCUGUGACUCAGAAACGCCAGCUCAGACUGAGCUCAGAUUGAGCUCAUUGGUGAUGGAGAGCUUGUGGUUGAAAGAAGAACUUCCCCUUAAGUGGACAGUGGGGCACCAUGGAAUAGAAGAUGUAGGGAUUCAAAUUCAAUCCCAUCGAGGUGGCAUGUACCAAUGCCAUCUCACUAGUCCCAGUGAUCAAUUUCUGUUCACAAUUGAUGGUAAUGAUGAGACUAAGAACCAAAGGGAUCACAUAAACAAGAAUAGUGUCUGCAAAAACUAGCUGAUAGAAUCAGAAAGGGAGAGAAUGAUCCAACAUGGGAAGUGAGAUACACAGUAGACUCAUAGAAUGGCAAAUGUCCUAACAGCACUCCGGCCUCAUAAUCAGCCCUUAAGGUAUGCGGAUCCGGCUGAAAUGCCCAUGAGAGUAUUUCAGGCAUGGAAAGCCAAGACACUCUGGGGGAAAAAAAAAACCUAAAUGAAAGAUCUCCACGAGUGAGAUCCCAGUGGAAAGAAUGGGUCAUCAAAGAAGGAGGUAUCUUUCUCUGAAGGGAGGAGAGAACUUCCACUUUGACCAUGGCCUUGUCUAAAUAUGAUCAGAGUCGGUGAACUCAGGGGGCUUCCAUAGCCUUGGCAGCUCAUGACAAGAGCCUAGGGUGAUUACUGAUGCCAUAAACAAGAGUGUCAGUUUGUUAAGUCAACAACAGGAGUCACUGUGCACUUACUCCUCAUGUAGGAUCUUUGUCCUUAGUGUGCUGUACAUUGAGAUUUUUUUUUUUUAUUUUUUGACAGGCAGAGUGGACAGUGAGAGAGAGAGACAGAGAGAAAGGUCUUCCUUUGCCGUUGGUUCACCCUCCAAUGGCUGCCGCGGCCGGCGCGCUGCGGCCGGCGCACCGCGCUGAUCCGAUGGCAGGAGCAAGGAGCCAGGUGCUUUUCCUGGUCUCCCAUGGGGUGCAGGGCCCAAGCACCUGGGCCAUCCUCCACUGCACUCCCUGGCCACAGCAGAGGGCUGGCCUGGAAGAGGGGCAACCGGGACAGAAUCCGGUGCCCCGACCGGGACUAGAACCCGGUGUGCCGGCGCCGCUAGGCGGAGGAUUAGCCUAGUGAGCCACGGCGCCGGCCGGUGUACAUUGAGAUUUAAUGCUAUAACUAGUACUCAAACAGUAUUUUUCACUUUUUGUUUCUCUGUGGGAGCAAACUGUUGAAAUCUUUGCUUAAUGUAUGCUAAACUGAUCUUCUGUAUAUAAAGAGAAUUGAAAAUGAAUCUUGAUGUGAAUGGAAGGGGAGAGGGAGUGGAUAAGGGGAGGGUUGCGGGUUGGAUGGACGUUAUGGGGGGGAAGCCAUUGUAAUCCAUAUUCUGUACUUUGGAAAUUUAUGUUCAUAUUCUGUCUUUGCUACUUGCAAAUAAAGAUGUCAAAAAAUCAAAAAAUCAAAAAAAAAAAAAAAAAAAAGAAGAUGUGGAAAGAGGGACCUAGUGCUUUGGUGCAGGUGAGAUAUUGAGAGAGCAAAUGCUUCUCCAUCUUGGGUCUUUGUUUAGAUUCCUUCCUCUCCAUUCAAGGUGUGUAUUGGAUAUCAGCAUUGCUAGCCUCCAAUGACUCUGCCUUGCAUUAUUAUUUGUAACAUUGUUCAAUAGGCUUUACUUAACUUUCUCAUUCAAACUUUCACCAAUUUGGUGAAGCAGAAAUCCCCAUUGUGCAGAUAGAGAAAUAAAAUCCAACAAUAUUGAGUACCUCAUGCAUGUUGAGCUCCCCAAAGCGUAAGAGUGUUGACGUGAUUUGUGUCUUCAGUGGAUUAAAAGUUUACUCAUUUUGAUGCCUUCUUCUCCCUCAUCUCAGAAGUC